AUGGAUUUGACAAAAAUAAGGCAGCAGUUGUAAGACAUAAAAUUGGAGAUUUUAUUUUAUUAAAAAAUGAAGAACGUUCCGGCAGCCGCAAUUUUGAAUCUGCUAAACAGUCGUCCAGCACAUAAUGAGUGUCAUGCAGUGUAUGCAAGCCGCAUGGUAACAACGUUGACAACAAAAUGGUGCAACAUGACAGCCGAGAAAAUAGCUGUGUCAACUGUACUAGGACACAUGGCGAAUUUUGACAGCCGUUUGCAGCGUGUGGCGUUUUCUUCAGAUGCUAGCUCGAGGCAUCAACUGCAGAUGGAGUUAAAGGCGUUUACCUUUGAGAAGAACGGACAGACGGAAGGUACUGGUGGAGAUCACAAGCGUGCCAAAAUAAUAUGCCACGCAUGCAAGCAGCCUGGGCAUAAGAUGGCGAAUUGUCGACUCAAGCGAUCUGACGUGGAGGUCAAGCAGCAGCAGCAGCAGGAUUUGCGAAACGUCACUUGCUAUCGUUGUGGACAGCUUGGACAUUUGGCGAAUCGGUGCAAUCGGUGCCCAGGGGACGGGUCUCUUUACCAAUCAGCAUUUCUAGAGGGCUUGCUUUGGUUGCACGCAACCAAAGUUAGUAUGCAAUUCAAUGCAAGUUGUACCUCGCCAAGAGCAUCCUGUCAUGACCUGUUAAUUUACCCGUUAUAUCGAUAUGCACUGUAUGCCAUGGGACAUUUACUUUUGCGAUUGGAUGUAACUCUGCUUGUAUCUUCCCAGAUGACUCCUUUUCAGUUUUUCACGUUGUACAACUGUCGACAAAAUUUCGAACGUACUUACUCAUUUUGGCAAGCCAAUAAUAUUGACAAGUCGAGAGUCCUUUUCCAACCUAAAUGCAUAACGGACUUAUGAACUUGAUUGAUUACCGACCAUCGAAUUGCAUGCGGCAC
Drosophila santomea is the source of this 917-nucleotide messenger RNA. RefSeq lists its product as uncharacterized. The record is from RefSeq and is a predicted model, not a curated record. Gene Ontology annotation, molecular function: nucleic acid binding; zinc ion binding. The transcript has 2 exons. Bases 67 to 879 code for a protein of 270 amino acids. NCBI's taxonomy places the organism in Eukaryota, Metazoa, Arthropoda, Insecta, Diptera, Drosophilidae.